Messenger RNA from Micromonas commoda, 1066 nucleotides. RefSeq lists its product with no specific name. Gene Ontology annotation, molecular function: GTPase activity. Gene Ontology annotation, cellular component: cytoplasm. Bases 19 to 1014 code for a protein of 331 amino acids. The record is from RefSeq and is a predicted model, not a curated record. The transcript has a single exon. NCBI's taxonomy places the organism in Eukaryota, Viridiplantae, Chlorophyta, Mamiellophyceae, Mamiellales, Mamiellaceae.
CUCACGGCACUCGCCGCGAUGGGUUUCGGUCAGCUGGUCAUCGGCCCUCCGGGUAGUGGUAAGACGACGUACUGCAACGGGAUCCAGCACUUUUUCCAGCUCACUGGUCGGCCAUGCGCGGUCAUCAACCUGGAUCCCGCCAACCACGAUCCGCCCUACGAGUGCGCCGUCUCCGUCGAGGAGCUCAUCACCCUCGAGGAGGCGCAGCGGGAGUUCAACCUGGGGCCGAACGGCGCGAUGGUGUACUGCAUAGAAUACGUGAGUAAGAAUCUCGACUGGCUAAAGGAGAGGGUCACCCCCCUCGUGGCCGAGGGCAAGUACGUGCUCUUCGACCUCCCGGGCCAGGUUGAGCUCUUCAACAUGCACGAUGCCCUGAGGGAGGUAGUGGCUGCCAUCACGGGACCAGAAUGGAACCUGAGGCUAUGCACCGUGCACCUCAUCGACAGCCACCUGUGCGCGGACCCCGCCAAGUACAUAGCCGCGCUCAUGCUGUCCCUGUCCUCCAUGCUCCACCUCGAAACCCCGCAUGUCAACGUCCUCUCCAAGGUGGACCUCAUGGACAAGUACGGCGAGCUGGAUUUCAACCUUGAGUACUACGCCGACGUCAUGAACCUCGAGUACCUGGCGGACAGGAUACUGGACGGGAACCAGGAUGCAAUCGGCACGGCACCGUCGCCGGGGCAGACGAUGAUGCGAAAGAAGUACGGGAAGCUGACCAAGGGCCUGUGCGAGCUGGUGGAGGACUUUGGGCUGGUUAACUUUACGACGCUGAGCAUAGAGGACAAGGCGAGCGUGGAGCGGGUGGUGCAGCUCACGGAUAAAAGCAUAGGGUAUUUCAACGCGGGGGGGUUCAGCGCGGCGGCGGGACCGGGGAUGGAGAACGCCGUGGGUGGGACGGAUUACGACGAGCGGGCGUUGGUGUCGAACAUGACGGUUGGUUCAAAUUACGAGCGGCACCAUGAGGUACAGGAGAGGUUCUUUACUGACAGAGACGAACGGGUGGUGCCGCCGUAGCCUUUAGGAAGCAUUCGUAGUAUCAAUGACAACAAAGUCUAGCUAGCUAGUC